UAUGAUUUCGAUUUCAUCAUCGAGAACCAACGAGGAAUGAAAGUCUUUGGGAUACCGUUGUUCUCUAAUAAAAGUCUUCUACCGUUCAUUGAUCCUUCGAAUUAUCAACACAUCAACGGCAAAACCAUCUUGUUAAACUAUAAUAAGAUCGAGAACUACCCAUUACCGGACUUAGCCUGGAAGUGGGGGUGGUCCAAUUGGUACAUUUAUAUGGUUCACGACGUUGACGAUCAAGGUUGGAUUUAUUCAAGUUUAAUCUUUAACUGGAAAUUUAAUUGGAAAGGUAAAUACUACUUCGGUAACUUCAUUAGAAGAAGAAUCUGGAUUCGUUUAAGA
Hyphopichia burtonii NRRL Y-1933 is the source of this 336-nucleotide messenger RNA. RefSeq lists its product as uncharacterized. The annotation marks the transcript as partial. The record is from RefSeq and is a predicted model, not a curated record. NCBI's taxonomy places the organism in Eukaryota, Fungi, Ascomycota, Pichiomycetes, Serinales, Debaryomycetaceae. The transcript has a single exon.